Perca flavescens (yellow perch) is the source of this 1587-nucleotide messenger RNA. Its product is annotated as ankyrin repeat domain-containing protein 33B-like. Bases 1 to 1587 code for a protein of 528 amino acids. Gene Ontology annotation, molecular function: protein binding. The record is from RefSeq and is a predicted model, not a curated record. The transcript has 5 exons. NCBI's taxonomy places the organism in Eukaryota, Metazoa, Chordata, Actinopteri, Perciformes, Percidae.
AUGGUGUUAAUAACAGAGGAACAGAGUGAAGGUUCAAAGGUUCUGGAGAAUGGAGUGUUCCGAGGCGUGGGACUGGGCGAGAGUCCGCUUAGGACUAAUAAAGUGGCUAUGGAUACACCUGCCAUAUCCAUCACCAAUGUUGAAAACAAUGAGGAUGAGUUUGAGGUGUCAGGAGAGGACGAUAGCGAGGAUUUUGAAGUUGAUUACACACACAACUAUUGGGAGGAUGAGGACGAUAUCUACCAAGAGUUCGAGGAGUUGGACUUUGAUGCCCUGCCAGAUCGCUCGGACACGCAGAGCAUUGUCUCCGACGAUUCUUUCUACCCCCAUGACGAUUCAGUUGGGUCUCAAAUUAUGUACCUGCAAUCGCCAAGCCCUGACAGCCCCGAACCCAUUUCCUUCUUUAAGGCCUGCUGCAACAACAACACCAUCAUCGUCAAGAUUAUGAUCAGACAAGGAGUGACCGAAGAGGAAGUGAAAGAGACGGAUCGGAACAGAAGAUCUGGUCUGAUUAUGGCGUGCUACCAUGGCUACGUGGAAGUGGUCAUCGGCCUCUCUCAGUGCCCGUUUCUCGAUGUCAACUGGCAGGACAACGAGGGUAACACUGCUCUUAUUACUGCAGCACAAGCAGGUCAUGCGUUCAUCUUGAACUACCUACUCAACUACUUCCCUGGGCUGGACAUCGAGAGGAGGAACUGUCACGGUUAUACAGCUUUGAUGAAGGCUGCCAUGCAGGGCCAGGCUGAGUGUGUCAGGGCUCUCAUGCUGGCUGGAAGUGAUAUUCAGGCAAGGGACAACAGUCGCAAUAUGACACCCAGGGAGUGGGCUCUCUUCACUGGUCGAUACGAGACAGCCAAUCUGAUGCAUCGGCUGAUGUCAAAGCCCUGUGCUGAGCAGAUCUGUGACACCUUCUCCCUGGAGUGGCCCAUGCUGGAGGAGCUGGUGGCCCAGGCCCAAGAGCCAAAGUCUUGCUGGAGGCGUUUGAUCAACUCCCUUUUCUGCUGCCCUCAUGGGUUUUACAUCAAUAACAAGGUUAACCCUGUGGAUGAUGGCGUUCUUGAGCACAUGGUCCACAUCACCACCAGUAUCUCCAGUCCAGUCAUUGCCACAGCUUGCCGCACUGUGUGUCCAGGCAGCCCUCCGUGCGUCGGGAAGCGUCGUCAGGCUGUGCAGGAGAUCCUGAGGAGGCAACGGGUAUCUGAGCUGAAGCGUCUGGGCCCGGACAGACUUAACAACUACAAGAGAUUUUUCCAGAACUCGCGUAUACUUCUUCUCCCCAAGUCGAUGGAUCGGAGAGCCAGCCUGCAGCCUCAGCUGCUAAACGACAUGGCCGCGGUGGCCAUGAGACGAGCAAGCCUCCUGCCUCUUAACAUGCUGAGGAGAAGCAGCGUGCGACCAGGCAUUGUAGUGCCCAAAGUGAGGCUCUGCAAAGCCCCGCCUCCGAACUUCAAGCCUGAAAAACUCAAACGGAGCAAUAACAACAGCAACCAGCUCCAGAUCCCCAAGUGGAACUACAAGAUGAAGAAAAUAGAGAGGAGGCAGGAGGAAGAGAGGAAAAAACUGUUACCUCUGGUAAGGAGGAAAUGA